AUAGGUUGGUUAUUCGCGCAGCCUCAAACACGUGUAGAUCGUAUUGUGUGCAGUUUAUCUGUAUUCCGGUAGGAAAGACACGUUAUUCUGAUGUAAUGCUCCCCCGGUUAUGAACAUUAAUAUAAUGAAGGGUGCAGAUCAUGCCUUGUGGAGUUGCACCUCGGUUCCUGAUCUUGUACGGCUCACAGAGAGGCCAGGCUCAGUCUAUUGCGGAGGAGAUCUCUGAGCAGGCAACUGAGCAUGGAUUCCUAGCUAAGAUCAGCUGUCUGAGUAAAGGAGACAAGUAUAACUUGGACAGAGAACACGGCCCUGUUGUUUUCGUUGUUUCUACAACUGGAGAUGGUGAGCCUCCGGACACAGCACUGAAGUUCGUAAAGAAAAUCAAGAACAAGUCUUUGCCCGGUGAUCACUACUCUCAUCUGCACUAUGCACUGCUAGGGCUGGGAGACACAAAUUAUGCCAAUUUCUGCAACUGUGGAAAGACCAUCGACAAACGUCUGCAGGAACUUGGUGCAAAACAUUUCUAUGCAACGGGUCAUGCUGAUGAUGGCACUGGGCUAGAGGUAGUAGUGGAUCCUUGGAUUGAAGGACUUUGGGAAGCUCUAAAAAAGGCAUUUUCCAGGAUGUCUGACUCAAAUCAGGAGGGUACUGCCCAAGGUGAGGCUACUGAGAAAAGCACUCAACAAGGUGCAGAAAUCCAAGAAAAGCUGGACUCCUCUGCGGUCAGCCUUCAUCUUUUGAAGCUCGGUGAUGUGGAGACUCAAAAGGAAAAGGCAGAAACCUCUGCGUCUGAGAGUGAAACAACAGAACCCUCCGGAGCCCCUCUGGAGCCAGCUUUGAUUCGGUCUGUACCGCCUCUGUCUCAGUCUGCUCUCAACGUCCCUGCGCUGCCGCCGGCGUAUCUAGAGGUGCGUCUGGAAGACGUCCCUGUUGAAGAGGAGAGUGUCCAUGUGCUGAAGGAAGACUUUCGUGAAGUGCCGGUUUCAAGAGCGCUUCAUUUAACCCGAGAUGAUGCAGUGAAAAGUGCCAUAUUAGUGGAGCUGGAUAUCGCAGAUCAGGACAUGCCUUACCAGCCAGGGGAUGCCUUUGAUGUGCUGUGCCCAAACAGAGCCAGUGAAGUGGAGGAGCUGCUCUCCAGACUCGGCGUAGGAGACCAAAGGAACCGUUGUGUUUAUCUCCAGCUGCGCAAAGACACCAAGAAGAAAGGUGCCCAAGUUCCCUCUUACAUCCCACAGAAGUGUACUUUACAGUAUCUUCUCACCUGGUGCUUAGAGAUAAGAAGUGUACCAAAAAAGGCGUUUGUGCGGGCGCUUGUGGAGUGGACGCAGGACAGCAGAGAGAAGAGACGCCUGCAGGAGCUGUGCAGCCGUGAGGGUUCAGCAGAUUACAACAAGUUUGUGCGAGACACUAAUGUUUGCCUGCUGGAUCUGCUUCAAACCUUUAGUUCCUGCUCGCCUCCACUCAGCCUUCUCAUUGAACAUUUACCGAAGCUUCAGCCCAGAGCCUACUCAGCUGCAAGCUCCAGUCUGUGCCACCCUGGAAAAGUUCACUUUGUGUUCAGCGUGGUGGAGUUCCCGGCCUGUGCAGAGCAUCCCGAAAGGACAGGGCUGUGUACAGGUUGGCUAGUACACCAUGUCUCGCCCAUCCUGCAGCCCUGUGGGACGAUCACGGCUGCGAAAAAGACUGCAGACUGUUCAGCUUUACCCAAGGUCUAUGUGAGGUCACGGAUCAGCAACACCUUCCACUUGCCCUCUGACCCCUCUGUGCCUGUAGUGAUGGUGGGUCCUGGUACAGGCGUAGCUCCCUUUAUCGGCUUCCUCCAGCAAAGGGAGAAGGAACGUGAGGAAAGGCAGAACGGCCCUUUUGGAGAAACAUGGCUGUUCUUCGGCUGCAGACACAAAGACAGAGACUUCAUCUUCAGGGAGGAGUUGGAGAGGUUCGUGGAGAACGAGACACUGAGUCAUCUGAAAGUGUGUUUCUCUCGAGAUGAGCAGGACGGAAAUGAUCCUGAGCCUAAACCCAGAUACGUCCAGCAUCAGCUGCUCCUCCACGCCAAAAAUAUUGUUCAUAUCCUACUCAAAGAGAACGGCUAUCUCUACGUCUGCGGGGAUGCUAAGAACAUGGCUAAAGAUGUGAAUGAUACCCUGAUAGAGAUGCUGGGGAAUGAACUUCAGCUGGAUAAACUUGAGUCCAUGAAGAUGGUGGCAAAACUGCGAGAGGAGAAACGCUAUCUGCAGGACAUCUGGAGCUGAUCAGGGAAAACCUACUAAAUUAAACCGUUGUACCAAAACCUUGUAAAGAAAAUUCUAUACACCAUUUAAAAAUACCAGCUGCUCAGUGAAAUAAAUAACUACAAGUUAACAUUUAUUUUAUAUAAUUUUUAAUUUUAUAUUCUUCUCCUCUAAAAUCACUAUUUUUAGAAAUACAAGGUUUUGGAACAAUGACUGUUAUUAGCCUUGGAUAUGGAGAUAUCUGUUUAAGCAAAUGAUUUUGGUCAGGUGCAUUAAUAAAAUUGUACUUAUUUCUGUGCCUUUUAUGCAUUUAAAACAUACACUUAUGCAACAAUUUAGCUUUUUUCUGUGUAUUAAACAGUUUAGCAGAUGUACAUUUUAAACAAACAUCUAAGAGAUUUGCUCACAGAAACUGUCAAAUCUGGAAAUCUGUUUUUGUAUCUAAAGGGUUUUUUAAAUCAUCACUCUUUCAGAUUAAGUUUGAGCUUCUAAUGUCAUUUGUAUUCUCAAGUGUUUUUCAGGUUAGAAAAAGAUUCUGCACUUUAUUGUCUAUCAGAGGUCAUUUCAUCUCCCAUCUGAUUACACAAAUACUGUAUGUGCGCAAACUGUCUUCUUUUAUUCAGACUGGAAAAAAAUAAAGCAUUUAGAAAAAAAAAUGUCCAU
Astyanax mexicanus (Mexican tetra) is the source of this 2894-nucleotide messenger RNA. RefSeq names its product 5-methyltetrahydrofolate-homocysteine methyltransferase reductase (gene mtrr). Gene Ontology annotation, molecular function: [methionine synthase] reductase (NADPH) activity; flavin adenine dinucleotide binding; FMN binding. The transcript has 15 exons. Gene Ontology annotation, biological process: homocysteine metabolic process. Bases 141 to 2252 code for a protein of 703 amino acids. Gene Ontology annotation, cellular component: cytosol. NCBI's taxonomy places the organism in Eukaryota, Metazoa, Chordata, Actinopteri, Characiformes, Acestrorhamphidae. The record is from RefSeq and is a predicted model, not a curated record.